Molecule: messenger RNA, 2037 nt
Organism: Rhipicephalus sanguineus (brown dog tick)
Lineage: Eukaryota; Metazoa; Arthropoda; Arachnida; Ixodida; Ixodidae
Product: 4-pyridoxate dehydrogenase-like
Exons: 13
Coding region: 1-2037 (678 amino acids)
Molecular function (GO): oxidoreductase activity, acting on CH-OH group of donors; flavin adenine dinucleotide binding
Source: RefSeq, a predicted model, not a curated record
AUGAUGACCGACAUAUUGCUCAGGGCUCUACCGACAGACAUCGUUGUUGGAUACCACCGGGAUCAAGCCAGCGGUGCAUCAUCUUCCAACGAGACACCUGGUAGCAGCCGUGACAUUUGCGCAGACGAUGACUUGCAAGUUGGCGCAGGCUCCGCAGGAUGCGCUCUAGCCAAGCGCCUGACGGCUGAUGGAAUGUCCAGCGUGCUGCUUCUUGAGGCCGGGGGACUGGAGGGCGCCGCCGUGCAGGUUCCUUUUCUCUCGGCGAUCUUACAGCGGAGUAGCAUAGACUGGGACUACACAAGCGAACCGCAGCACAACGCUAGUUUAUCAGCGGAAAACCAGAUUAACAGAUUUCCGCGUGGCAAAGUCUUCGGUGGCUCAAGUUCAAUCAACCACCUUAUAUAUGCUAGAGGAAACAGGAAAGACUAUGACAAAUGGGCAUCUCACUAUGGUGCCGAAGGCUGGUCUUACGACGACGUGUUGCCGGAUUUUCUCAGUAUUGAAACAUCCUACCUAGGAAUCGACAAUGGAUACCAUGGAGACAGUGGUGAAGUACCAGUGAGUUUUCCCAGUUCACGCACAAAGGUUAGCGACUUAUUUUUGGAGGCUGGCCGAGAACUUGGUUACGGCAACGGCGACUACAAUGGUCCCAAUCAGACAAGCUUUUCGCGCGUACAAAAUAACGUGAAGAAGGGAGAACGCUGGAGCUCAAGUAAGGCAUUUAUCCCCGAUGAUGUUCGCAGAAGGAAGAACAUUGACGUCGCGCUUUAUGCACAUGUGACAAAGGUUAUUUUUGAAGGCACAACUGCUGUGGGCGUGGAGUACAAACGACACCUGGGAACGCAUAAGGUUCGAGCCAGGAAAGAAGUGAUUCUUUGCGCUGGAGCCAUUGGUUCUGCACAGCUGCUCAUGCUGUCUGGCGUAGGACCUCGGGAACACCUCGAAUCAUUGGGGAUAAGCGUCAUUGCGGACCUCCCAGUGGGCGAAAAUCUGUACGAUCACGUCACCGUGAACGGAAUCGCUGCAACAUCAGCAGAGAACAUCCAAUUAGAUUACUACUCGCCGUCUGCUCUGUUUAAGUAUGCUCGAUUUGGAUCAGGCCCACUUAGCCAUGCUUAUGGCGUCGAAUGUGUCGCCUUCUUAAGCACCCCAGGCGCCGACCCCACGCUUCCGAAUAUCCAGUUCCUGCUUGUGAAUCUCAAUCCCACUACUAUUGAAGCAGGAUACAUUGCCGGUCAAAUAGGAGUCUCGGAGAUCUAUGAAAAAUACUACAAGAAAAAUCAAGGACAGAAUGCAUUUAUGGUUGUACCAAUACUUUUGCAUCCAAAAUCCUCCGGGUUCAUUCAGCUGAAGAGCACCAAUCCUGCAGAAUAUCCUAUCAUUGAUCCUAAAUUCCUGACAAAUGCUGCUGACCUUGACACGCUAGUCGAAGGCUCCAAAAUUGCGGUGCAGGCACUGACUACUCAGGCCAUGAGGAAUGGCAACGUGACCAUUUGGGACAUUGCUCUACCGGCGUGCGAGUCGGCAGGACCCAUGUGGAGUGACCCGUACUUGCGUUGCUUCGUGCAGCACACCUCACUCAGUGGUUGGCACCCUUGUUGCACAGCCCCAAUGGGGAAGCAUCCUCAGGCUGUGCUGGAUGCCAGGCUCAGAGUUCGUGGAGGUGUGAAAAACCUACGUGUGGUGGAUGCUUCAUCGAUGCCUUACCUCCCCGCGGGAAACCUCAAUGCUCCGCUUAUGAUGAUGGGACACCGAGCCGCCGCCAUGAUCAUUGAAGACAAUGCAAUGCCGCUCCUUGGUUCGAGUCGCCGCGAUGAGAGCUUCAAGGACGUCUGUAGCAAUGGUCUUCUGUGUUCGAACGACGGGAACACAAGUGCUGCUCAGACGAAUUCGUACUACUCCUCAUCCAGAGCUUACGAAGUCAACAACGAGACAACCGAGUUGGAGACUGUCCUGGUAGAGCACGCCAAGAAUUUCUCGGGGAUGGCCAUGAUCCAGGCCUGGAGAGCUCCUGACCAGGAGCUCUUGAACCGUUGA